CUCCACCUCAGCCUCCUCUUCCUCUUCCUCUUCUGUGUUCGGCGUUAGUUUCCAUAGCGAUGGCUGACUCCGUGCGUCUGAGUGGCGGCUCCGUGCGGUUCGGGGCAACCUACAGCGGCAGCAAGAUGUUCUCAUCGGGCCGGGCCGGAGCCGGUGGAUCGGGAGCAGGGGCCGGGCUCGGCCUGGGGAUGGGCAUGGGGAUGGGGAUGGGCAUGGGGAUGGGAGGCCGUGCCGGGGCAGGAGGAGCAGGCCUGGGCCUGGGCAUGAGAGGAGGAGGAGGCCUGGGGCUCGGGAUGGGGAUGGGGCUCGGGGGGAUGGGAGCCGGAGCUGGAGCUGGAGCUGGAGGGGCCCGCGGAGCGGCAGGGUUCCGUAUGGGUGUGGCCCCGCUGCGUGCUCGUCUGGGGGGAAAGGUGUUCAAGAUCGGAGGGUACGGCUUUAACCCUGCCUUCCUGGGCGGAGCCAGAGGGGCCGGUGGAGCUGGGGGAGCAGGAGGGGUCGGGGGUGCCGGCGCGGGAUUGGGCGGUGUCGGAGGAGCAGGCGCCGGAUUGGCUGUGCCCACAUUAGACCCCUCCCUCCCCUCCAUGGACACAGUGCAGGUGACUCGACUGCGGGAGAAGGAGGAGCUUCAGGCCCUCAAUGACAAGUUCGCCUCCUUCAUCGACAAGGCCAGGACCCUGGAGCAGCAUAACGCCGUACUGAAGGCCAAGAUCUCCAUGUUCACCAAUCCAGAACAAGGGGGCGGGGCCUCCACAUCCAUCCUGCUCACCUCCGCCAUCGGAAACUAUAAGGGCCAGAUCGACUCCCUGACGGCUACUAAGGAGGCGGUCAUUGCGGAGAUCGAACACUACAAGAGCAUCAUCGAAGACGUCACUGGCAGAUUUGAAGAGGAAUCAUCUCAAACUAAGACGUUGGAGAUCGACUGGACCAACCUGAAAGAGGAGGUUGACAGUCUGUAUCUGUCCAUCUUCGAGCUGCAGACGAGUAUCAGCGGCUUGGAGGACCAGAUAGCCCUCUCCAAACAGGUGUACGACGCGAAAGUGAAGGAGGUGCGCAACAUUGUGAGCGGCAGUGUGAAGUCGGCGGUGUCGAUCUCGGUGGAUAACGCAGCGCAGGCCACCGACCUCACGGCGGCGCUAGCGGACGUCAAAACUCACUACGAGGCCCUCGCACAGCGCAGCAAGCAGGACGCACUGCUCUCCGUGCAGGACAGCAUAUCCAUGAUGUCCAUGUCCAGCGCUCCCUCCACCCAGACGCUCACCUCAGCCAAAGAGGAGCUCAGAGUCUACAAACUGCAGAUCGACUCAGUGCAGCGCGAAAUCGACCGACUCAAAUCACUGAACAUCCAGCUGGAGUCCCAGGUUGACGAGGCGGAGUCCCAUUCCAGCUCCCACACAGAGACCUACCAGGAGCAGGUGACCGUCCUGAAGGGACAACUAGACGACCUGCGCAAGCAACUCACCCACUACGGUCAGGAGUACCAGGAGCUGCUGGCCAGCAAGAUGAGUCUCGACGUGGAGAUCACCGCCUACAAGAAGCUACUGGACGGGGAGGAGACACGGCUGAGGUCUGGAGGGGGCGUGACCGUCCACAUGUCCAAGACCGUCUCCGGGGGAGCAGGAGGCGGGGCUGGAGCUGGCCUGGGAGGCGGAGCUGGAGCUGGAGGCUUCGGAUUGGGCCUAGGAGGAGGUCUAGGAGGCGGAUUAGGAGGAGGUCUUGGCGGUGGCCUCGGAGGAGGUCUUGGAGGAGGUCUUGGAGGAGGACUGGGAGGAGGACUGGGAGGAGGUCUGGGCGGUGGCUUCGGAGCUGGAGGGUCUUUUGGGGGCAGCAGCUACCUGUCAUCCAGCUUCAGUAGCAGCGCACUGUCCUCCGCAGUGUACUGAUGACCUAGUCUGACCUCGCCACCAGACUACACUACCCACGAUGCACUUCAAUGAUCACAUGACACACAACUCCGCCUUCUGGACCAUGUGACCUGCCUCAACUCCGCCCUCCUGAUACAGCGUAUUCCUGCCGCUUCAAAAAAGCGAUUUUAAAGCCACUUCAUACAA
Molecule: messenger RNA, 2048 nt
Organism: Engraulis encrasicolus (European anchovy)
Lineage: Eukaryota; Metazoa; Chordata; Actinopteri; Clupeiformes; Engraulidae
Exons: 15
Coding region: 60-1880 (606 amino acids)
Source: RefSeq, a predicted model, not a curated record